Molecule: messenger RNA, 428 nt
Organism: Drosophila bipectinata
Lineage: Eukaryota; Metazoa; Arthropoda; Insecta; Diptera; Drosophilidae
Gene: Phf5a
Product: PHD finger protein 5a
Biological process (GO): mRNA splicing, via spliceosome
Cellular component (GO): U12-type spliceosomal complex; catalytic step 2 spliceosome; U2 snRNP
Source: RefSeq, a predicted model, not a curated record
UAGUUGCACUGCCACAAACGGUAUCACUAGAAAAGCCGCAGUUUUUUCUGUAAAUUUUGUUUUCUUAAAAAUUACUAACUAAAUACAAUAAAAAUAUGGCUAAGCAUCAUCCUGAUUUGAUUUUCUGCCGUAAACAGCCCGGCGUGGCCAUUGGACGCCUUUGCGAAAAGGACGAUGGAAAAUGCGUGAUCUGCGACUCCUAUGUACGUCCUUGUACCCUGGUGCGAAUCUGCGACGAAUGUAACUAUGGAUCCUAUCAGGGAAGGUGCGUCAUCUGCGGAGGACCCGGUGUGUCCGAUGCCUACUACUGCAAAUCCUGCACCAUACAAGAGAAGGAUCGUGACGGCUGUCCCAAGAUCGUGAACCUGGGAUGCUCCAAGACUGACUUGUUCUACGAACGCAAGAAAUAUGGCUUCAAACAGAAGUAA